UUGGUGCUUGCGGUGCGGAGAUCGGUGCCGGCGGCAUCUUUCCGGUUUACUGUUGCUGUCGAAGCAACCAUGUGUGCAUUCUGUGAGUCUCAUUCACGAGUCUCUACGCACAGAACCUGCCUGGAGAGGUAGGCAGGUAGAACAUCUAGAAGCUACAGACUCCUAGCCACUCGGCUAGAGUGUAGUAAUCAGAUGUACAAACUACUACAUAGGCACGUAUAAUCUAUUAUAUAUCAUAAACCCUCCAUCAAAAGAUAUAAUCCAGAAGCUCAUCAGUUGACAUGAAAAUAUUUUUAUCCACAACGGCAAGAUUUUCUUGACUCGGUGCUUGACUCUAUAUUGGUCAUCAUCAUAUGAAGCUUCUGGCCAUCUCCACCAAGUAGGGCAUCCCAACGCAGAGAGAAAAAAACUUCCAGCGAAGUUUCAGAGUGUUAAAAAAGGAUGGAAUACCGUCAUGGUAGAGACGGGGUCCCCCUUCGCAUCAAGAAUGGGCCCCAUCGAGUAACCAAGCUUGCGCCAGGCAAUCGCAUAACUAUCGACCUCGACAACAAGUCCUCUGCACCCGAUACCACAGCUAGCAGACAUCACAAACGUCCACCUGCCAUCCACCUCCAUUCAGCAUCGCCGCCCCAAUCCCACUGCCUUCCAGCGCGGACUCAUAUCUUCAUCCAUAGGGGCCAGAGACGCAAGAUCAGGGGUUGACAGUGCUUCGUGAGAAACGGAUUUAGCAGCAGGCAGGGCAGAUGCCGCAGCCGGGCCAAGGCGCGGAGGUCAGCCGCAGUGCUUCUAUGGCGGCGCGUUUCCGCAUGCUCCAAAAAGGAGACGUCCGGGGACUUUCUCCCAAAGCUGUGUUUGGAGAGAUGCUGCAGAGCAGAAUCUCCGUUUGUAAGCUUCGAAUGGCGAUUUGUUGAGCAAAGGGGGAUAGAGAGAAGAAGAAGAAAGAGAAAAAUCUCGGUAGCUGCGCGAAGCUAUGAAUUUUUUUCUAGUAAUUUUUAGUGGAGCCCCCGUAGUGGGAUCUAUGCGUCAAUGCGCAGUUAUGCA
Molecule: messenger RNA, 1041 nt
Organism: Trichoderma asperellum CBS 433.97
Lineage: Eukaryota; Fungi; Ascomycota; Sordariomycetes; Hypocreales; Hypocreaceae
Source: RefSeq, a predicted model, not a curated record